CUCCUCACCCGCGACACUCUGGCAGUAAAACGAGGCUGCUGGCUGCUUGCUACUACCGGGAGAAGAUGCACUAGCUUUCCCCACGGAAACUGCUGGAUGUUGCAGUGGCCUUCAAAGGUCAGCGUGAUGCUCCUGGCUGCUCGUCUGUGAUCUCUGUUGCCACGGUUUCCAGAGAUACAAGACAGCGGUAGGUGGAGGAUUAGUCGAGGCGCAAAAAGAUGACAUCAACAUCACCCACUCACAGUGACAGCAGCGGCUCCUCUAAACAUGACGGCAGCCAGGAUAACUGGGAGAUUGUGGAAGGGCUCAGGGGGGUUCCUGCCAGCAUGCAGGAGCCUGAGAAGCAGGGAGGCUUCCUGCUCAAGAGAAGGAAGUGGCCCAUGAAGGGCUGGCAUAAGAGAUACUUUUUGUUGGAGAAAGGCAUCAUGAGAUAUGCAAAGCGGGAAAGCGAUAUUAGUAAGGGGAAACUACAUGGCUGCAUAGACGUUGGUCUCUCUGUAAUGUCAAUCAAGAAAAAAGCCAUGUGCAUUGAUCUGGAUACGGAAGACAACAUCUACCACCUAAAGGUGAAGUCGCCGGAGCUGUUUGAGGAGUGGGUGUCAAAGCUGCGUCAUCACCGUCUGUUUCGGCAGAAUGAAAUAAGCAUGUAUCCCCACGAGAAGCAUCUCUUCCACCCCCAUGCGACAUCCUCUCCCUCUCUUAAUGAAUCGCUUAGGAAAAGGGCGACUCUUACCAAGCAGGCGUCAAUCCACCAGUCUAAGAUAAACUCCUGGCUCCACUCCUCAGACGACAUGGACAAGUGCUGUAAAGACUUGGAGGACUGUGAGUCGUAUCUGCUGGAACUGAACCUGCUGCUGAAGAGCAUGGAGGUCCUGCACCGCACAUACUCAGCUCCAGUCAUCAGUGGACUACAAGCAGCUACUUAUGAGAUCCCCAAAAAGGAGAAGAGGCCGAGGAGGUGGCGGUCCAAAAACAAUGGCAAAGACACAAAAGCCACGCUACAGGUUCCAAGCUGUAUCUCCUCCCAGCCCCAGUCCCAGUCCUAUCGCCUUCAUGCCUCCAAUCCAAAUCUCUCCACCGCUGAGUCAAACACCCAAGAAGUCUGUCCUGAAUCCCCAGAAUCACCUGCAGAUGCUUCACAUCUGCAAAAGGACUUCUGCCAACUAGCCAACAGCAUCCACGUCAAACUGAAGUCAGCAUUUAGUUCCCUGGUGGCAGAGAGAGACAGGCUGAGACACACUAUUGACCUGCAGCCCACCCAGCCUGCGCAUGUUGUCGGUCUAAAGACCGCCUAUGCCUCAGAUUCUGUAGAUGCCCCACAGUCCUUGGUGCACCAGGUCUCCAGUGAGAGCAAAGGAUCAGAGUCCUUAACGGAGUUCUUUGACGCUCAGGAGUACCUCCUGUCCUCUUCCUCUUCUGAGAACGAGGUGUCUGACGAUGACUCGUAUAUAAGUGAUGUCAGUGACAGUGUUUCCGUGGAUACCUACAGCAACGCUGGGGGGAGUGAGAGGCACAACUCCGUGAGCAGCGUGGUGACGCUGGCUCGUCGACGCUCCACUCUGCCCUCUCCCUGUCCCGCCAACAGCGUGAGCCUGUGGAACAUCCUGAGAAACAACAUAGGCAAGGACUUGUCCAAGGUGGCCAUGCCCGUGCACCUCAAUGAGCCACUCAACACUCUGCAGAAGCUGUGUGAGGAGCUGGAGUACAGCGAACUCCUGGACACUGCUAAUCAGACUCAAGACCCCUACCAGCGCAUGGUGUAUGUUGCUACAUUUGCAAUAUCUUCAUAUGCAUCCACCUACUACCGAGCAGGAAGCAAACCCUUUAACCCCGUCCUGGGAGAGACGUACGAGUGCGACAGGCCUGAUAAGGGCUUCAGGUUUAUAGCUGAGCAGGUGAGUCAUCACCCGCCUGUGUCAGCAUGUCAUGCUGAUUCAAAGAACUUCACCUUUUGGCAAGAUGUUCGAUGGAAAAAUAAAUUCUGGGGAAAAUCCAUGGAAAUCGUUCCCAUGGGAACCACCCGUGUCACGCUACCUGCGUUUGGGGACCAUUAUGAAUGGAACAAGGUGACAUCCUGCAUCCAUAACAUCCUGAGUGGCCAGCGUUGGAUCGAACACUACGGCGAGAUGGCGAUCAAAAACAUCAACAGCAAUGUCUGCCAGUGCAAAAUUACAUUUGUUAAGGCAAGAACAUGGAGCUCUACAGUGAAUGAGAUAGAGGGUGUGGUUACAGAUUCAGAUGGAAAAGUGGUGCACUCCAUAUUUGGAAAAUGGAACGAAGCAGUGUUUCAAGGGAAGCCACCGUCUGCCACGUGUAUCUGGAGAGCAAAUCCAAUGCCAGUGGACCAAGAACAGUACUACGGCUUCACCCAGUUUGCGGUGGAGUUAAAUGAGCUGGACCUUGCUUUAAGACCUCUGCUGCCCCCAUCGGACACGCGCUUCAGGCCGGACCAGAGGCUGCUGGAGGAGGGGAAUGUAGAUGGAGCUGAGGAGCAGAAGCAGAGAAUAGAGCAGCUCCAGAGGGAGAGGAGGAAAGUGCUGCAGGACAACAACAUGACACACCAGCCACGCUUUUUCAAGAAGUCUAAGGAUGACACUUGGGUGAGCAACAACACGUACUGGGAGAUGCGCAGAGAUCCCGGAUUCAGCAAAAUGGACUUCCCUGUGCUGUGGUGAACUUUGGAUUUAACCAAACGUCUGCAGUCGACUUAUUAUUAAGAGGGAAGUAUGAAACUGAACUGAGGGCAGACUCAAAGUGUCCUGACCUGCCUGUGUAAUGUUCCAUGUCAGUGUAACCUGGAUCCACACUUCCUGCUUCCUCUUUUAGAACUGAGCACAACCUAUAGAACUUUUAUUGGUGUGUUUUGGUUUUUUGUAUUCUUUUUUUUCCAAUGGUUCUUCCUAGGCUUUCACUCCUGUAACUGUAAUUUACAUGUAAGCGUAGACUAAAGGUGCAUAUCUGUAUGUUUCACUGUAUCUCUGCUUUUACCAAAGUGCCUUUUCAUUGCAGUGCUGCAUUCAAGGAGCUGCUGUAGCAGUUUUGCACUUUUAUUCAGACUAAAAAUGUUUUAAUGAUGUCAGUAUGAUUCUUAGCUGGAGAGAAAAUGAUGGUCAGGGGCUGAUGGGAACUUGUGCAGAUGUUUUUUUG
Messenger RNA from Maylandia zebra (zebra mbuna), 3147 nucleotides. RefSeq names its product oxysterol-binding protein-related protein 3. Gene Ontology annotation, cellular component: perinuclear endoplasmic reticulum; cytosol; nuclear membrane. Gene Ontology annotation, molecular function: cholesterol binding. Lineage: Eukaryota; Metazoa; Chordata; Actinopteri; Cichliformes; Cichlidae. The record is from RefSeq and is a predicted model, not a curated record.